Molecule: messenger RNA, 2806 nt
Organism: Nanorana parkeri
Lineage: Eukaryota; Metazoa; Chordata; Amphibia; Anura; Dicroglossidae
Product: cadherin-1-like
Exons: 15
Coding region: 1-2505 (834 amino acids)
Biological process (GO): cell morphogenesis; adherens junction organization; homophilic cell-cell adhesion
Cellular component (GO): catenin complex; plasma membrane; cytoplasm
Molecular function (GO): cadherin binding; calcium ion binding
Source: RefSeq, a predicted model, not a curated record
AUGGCGGUAUCAGAUCACCCGCUUUCCCAGCGUCCUCCACACCUGCGACAAGAGCUAACGCUGAGAUUUGGGAUGGUCUUCGUUACCUGUGGGCUGAAAUCGAACAUACGCUAUGAAUCGGAAGACUCUCAUUUUGAAGUUGAAGCUGAUGGCUCUGUCGUAGUAAAAGAUCAUCUAAAACUUCAUGGACACAAAGAGUUCAGUGUUCUGGCAUUGGAGGGUAACAAUGUUUUAUCUGAAACCACCGUGACACUGAGAAAACAACAUCCUCAUCACAAACAGGCUGAACAUUCACAUCCCUCCCAGUCUGUACGUGAGCUUAGGAGACAAAAGAGAGACUGGGUCAUUCCACCGAUUUCAUGCUCUGAAAAUGAAAGAGGCCCAUUUCCCAAAAGGCUCAUUCAGGUCAAAUCCAGUAGGGCAACCGAGACUACCGUGUACUACAGCAUCACAGGCCAAGGGGCCGACUCUCAACCCAUAGGGACUUUCGCCAUGGAGAGGAAUACUGGCUGGCUUAACGUGACUCGGCAACUGGACAGAGAGACUAUACCCACAUACAAGCUCUUGGUCUAUGCCGUAGCCUCAAAUGGGCAAAAAGUGGAGAACCCGAUUGACAUUCUUAUCAAAGUGACAGAUCAGAAUGACAAUCGUCCAAUUUUCACACAACAAGUGUUUGAUGGCACCGUAGUCGAGGGGUCCAAACCAGGGACUCCUGUCAUGAAUGUCUCAGCAACAGAUUUAGAUGACACCGAAGACACCAAUAAUGGCAUUAUCGCGUACUCCAUCGUAGAUCAAGAUCCUCUAUUGCCAAACCAGAUGUUCACUAUCGAUCAAGUCAGCGGACUGAUCAGCGUUUUGACUUCUGGAUUAGAUCGCGAGCUGUAUCCCGUGUAUACUUUGACCCUCAAAGCAAUCGAUCAGGAAGGUGCAGGAUACGAAGCCACCGGCAAAGCUGUAAUCACUGUAACAGAUGCCAAUGACAAUGCUCCGGUUUUUGACCCCAUUACGUAUUUAGAAAAGGUCCCUGAGAAUAAAGAGGGGUACGAGGUUGCACUGCUGACAGUCACAGAUGAUGACACCCCCAACACCGAUGCCUGGACGGCCGUGUUUAAGAUUGUUAAAGGCAAUGAAGGAAAUCUUUUCGGCAUAACUACAACUCCAGAUAACAUGGGUCAACUAAAAACCGUUAAGGCACUGGACUUUGAGGCGAAGAGACAACACAUUCUGUUGAUAGUGGCCACCAACAAAGCCAACUUUUCUGUACCAGUAAUAACCUCUACCGCCACAGUCACGGUGGAUGUGGAGGAUGUGAAUGAGCCUCCGAUGUUUGUGCCGCCAGUGAAGGAUGUCAAUAUCCCAGAGGAUCUUCCAAGUGGCCAAGAGGUGGCUUCCUACACAGCUCAGGACCCAGACAAGGCACAGAAUCAAAAGAUAACUUAUUACAUCGGCAACGACCCAGCUGGGUGGCUCACAGUAAAUCCAGAGAAUGGAAUUAUCACAGGAAAUGGACAAUUAGAUCGAGAGUCCAUAUUUGUCAAGAACAACACUUACAGGGCCAUCAUCUUAGCUGUGGACAAUGGUUCACCCGCUACAACCGGGACAGGCACCCUUCAGAUCAUUCUUGGAGAUGUGAAUGACAAUGGGCCGUAUUUGGAAUACCAAGAAGUUAUAUAUUGCCAGAAGAGUCCAGACCCCCUAUCUAUCAAUAUCAUUGACAGAGAUCUGCCCCCGUUUCAAGACCCAUACAAGGCACAACUGACACGCGAAGCGCGUGAAAACUGGACAGCCAGUGUGGUAAAUACUAAAUUUGAGAUUAAGGCGAACAGGGAGAUGGCUGAAGAUGUCUAUCAGGUGCCCGUCACCCUUGCCGACAGCCAGGAUAAGACGAACAUAACUGUGUUGAAGAUACAAGUGUGCCAGUGCACAGCCGAAAAUAACAACUGUGACACUCCGAAAGCAUUGGCUGGAGGCCUGGGCAUCCCUGUCAUCCUUGGCAUCCUGGGGGGUAUCCUGGCACUUCUGAUACUCCUAUUGCUGCUUCUGCUGUUUGUGAGGAAGAGGAAGGUGGUGAAGGAGCCAUUACUGCCUCCUGAAGAUGAAACGCGGGAUAACGUCUACUUCUAUGAUGAAGAAGGUGGCGGAGAGGAAGAUCAGGAUUUUGACCUUGGCCAGCUUCACCGUGGUCUCGAUGCCCGCCCUGACGUCAUUCGUAAUGAUGUUGCACCAACAUUUAUGCCCGCUCCUCAGUACCGGCCAAGACCAGCCAAUCCCGAUGAGAUCGGAAACUUUAUCGAUGAGAAUCUGAACGCGGCUGACAAUGACCCCACCGCCCCACCGUACGACUCACUACUGGUGUUCGACUACGAAGGCAGCGGGUCGGACGCCGCCUCUCUCAGCUCCUUGAACUCCUCCAACUCUGACGCCGAUCAGGAUUACAGCGGUCUGAACGACUGGGGGCCACGUUUCAGAAAGUUGGCAGACAUGUACGGAGGAGAUGAGGAUUAAUCUGCGCACUGAAUCCCCUUUAAGAACUGCAGGAACUGUCAGUGCAUGCCAUCCAAUAGCACUGUGUACAUAGCCAGUAUGGAGGACCAUCAGUUAUGCUUCUCAGUUUUCCCAUCAAUGAACUUCAGCUUAACUCUGUGGGUGCGAAAUUCCAAGACCAAGUCGUCUUUUGCGGUGACUUUAGAAGUGGCUUUCUCUGCUGGAGGAAAUGAAAAUCAUUAUUAUUGUCAUUUUGUGUAGAUUGCGCUUUUUAAAGCAGACCUGUCACGCAAAAUGCUUACACCCAGACACUCGAUAAAAU